Messenger RNA from Penicillium bovifimosum, 1719 nucleotides. It is a transcript of the gene nop58, whose product is annotated as RNA-processing protein NOP58. The record is from RefSeq and is a predicted model, not a curated record. The coding region runs from base 1 to 1719 and encodes 572 amino acids. NCBI's taxonomy places the organism in Eukaryota, Fungi, Ascomycota, Eurotiomycetes, Eurotiales, Aspergillaceae. The transcript has 3 exons. Gene Ontology annotation, cellular component: box C/D methylation guide snoRNP complex; small-subunit processome. Gene Ontology annotation, molecular function: snoRNA binding.
AUGACGCUCUUCAUCCUCACUGAGACCAGCGCGGGUUAUGCCCUGCUGAAGGCCAAGGACAAGAAGCUCCUCAAGCGUGAUGAUAUCGCUGAGGAGGCUUCGACUGCGGAGGGUGUCUCCAACCUUCUCAAAUUGAAGAGCUUUAAGAAGUUCGACAGUGCUGCCGCAGCUCUGGAGGAGGCUGCCUCCAUUAUGGAGGGCAAGGUCACCCCCCGCCUGGCCUCGCUUCUCGACGGCGUCAAGGACGAGAAGAAGGUUUCCCUGGCCGUUGCCGAUGUCAAGCUUGGCAAUGCCAUCAGCAAGCUCCCCGGUCUUGACAUCCAAUUGAUCGCUGAUUCCAGCUGCAACGACAUCUUCCGUGCCAUCCGUGAGCACCUCACCACUCUCAUUCCCGGUCUGGCCCCCAGUGACAUGUCUACCAUGUCCCUUGGUCUGUCCCACUCUCUCGCUCGUCACAAGCUCAAGUUCUCCCCCGAUAAGAUCGACACUAUGAUCGUCCAGGCCAUUGGCCUUCUCGAUGAUCUUGACAAGGAGCUGAACACCUACGCCAUGCGUGUCAAGGAAUGGUACGGAUGGCACUUCCCCGAGCUGGCUAAGAUCCUCAACGACAACAUUGCCUACGCCAAGCUCGUUCUGAAGAUGGGUAUGCGCUCCAACUGGGAGUCCGCUGAUCUUGCUGAGAUUCUUCCCGAGGAGAUCGAGGGUGCUGUCAAGGCCGCUGCCGAUCGUUCCAUGGGUACUGAGAUCAGCCCCGAGGAUUUGGAGAACAUCCAGGCUCUCGCUGAGCAGGUUGUUGGAUUCUACGAGUACCGCUCUCAACUCGCCAGCUACUUGACUUCCCGCAUGAAUGCCAUCGCACCCAACCUCACUGCCCUUGUCGGUGAUCUCGUUGGUGCCCGUCUUAUCGCUCACGCCGGCAGCCUUACCAGCCUGUCCAAGAGCCCCGCCAGUACCAUCCAGAUUCUGGGUGCCGAGAAGGCCCUUUUCCGUGCCCUCAAGACCAAGCACGACACUCCUAAGUACGGUUUGCUCUACCACGCCUCUUUGAUCGGUCAGGCCACCGGCCGCAACAAGGGCAAGAUGGCCCGUAUCCUCGCCGCCAAAGCCUCUCUGGGUAUCCGUGUCGACUCUCUCGCCGAGUGGGCUGACGAUGUCACUGAGGAGGAGAAGGCUGCUCUCGGUACAGAGGCCCGCUUCAACCUUGAGCGUAAGCUUGCUGGUAUGGAGGGCAAGCCUAUCAAGCCCCGCGGUGUUGCAAUUGCCCCCAACGGUGCUGCCCAGCCCGAGAAGUUCGACCUGAAGGAGGCCCGCAAGUACAACCCUGAUGCCGAUGCUCUGGCUUCCGAGGAGCCUGCUGCUGCCAAGAAGGACAAGAAGCAGAAGAAGCUUGUUGAGGAGGUUGAGGAUGAGGAGAUGGCCGAUGCCGACUCCGACGAGGACUCUGACGCUUCCGAGGAUGAGGCACCCAAGAAGAAGACGAAGAAGAGCGAUAUCGAGGAAAUGGCUGCCAAGGCCGGUCUCAGUGUGAAGCGAUAUGAGCGAAAGCUCGAGCGUGGCGAGAUCACUUUCGAUGCAGCAGGCAACCCUACUUCAAUUAGCAAGAAGGACCUGAAGAAGUCCAAGAAGGAUGCCAAGAAGGCCAGCAAAGACGAUGGAAAGAAGCGCAAGCGCUCCGAAGAUGAUGACGAGAAGAAGAAGAAGAAGUCCAAGGGAGAGUAA